Rhinolophus ferrumequinum (greater horseshoe bat) is the source of this 1872-nucleotide messenger RNA. RefSeq names its product maestro (gene MRO). Bases 273 to 1019 code for a protein of 248 amino acids. Gene Ontology annotation, cellular component: cytoplasm. The record is from RefSeq and is a predicted model, not a curated record. The transcript is spliced from 8 exons. NCBI's taxonomy places the organism in Eukaryota, Metazoa, Chordata, Mammalia, Chiroptera, Rhinolophidae.
CGGAGGCUGCCUGGAACCCGUCCAUUGAGUGAUGCUGCCAUCUAGUGGCAGCACGGGGGAACGGUACUGGGCAGAGCCGUUUCCAUUUGGUGCAGAAGAGCCUCAGAAUUGCAGUCCUUUCUUUAGAAAAGAAUUCAGGGCUGGGAAAAUUGAGCCGAGUCAUCUCAUCUGGCAACCACGCCAAGAAUAGCAGCCCCUCCCUCCGAGUCGCCCUGGACCAGCGCUCCAGCCGCAGGCGCAGCAGCACCUCAUCACUUGACGGCCACAGUUCCAUGGACCAAACACAGAGAAGAAUGCUGGGCCAGCCCCUUUCCAUCCUCACCACCCAGCCCAAGAAGAAAAGGAUAUCAGUGAUAUCUUUCUUUUCCAAGGUCUCUUGGAAACUGAGGUUCCAGAAGCGGGAGCCUCUGAAGAAUGUGUUUUUCAUCUUGGCCGAAAGAGCCCGGGACCCCAGUGCUAAAAAGCGUCAUAUGGCAAUGAGGAGCCUCGGAACCAUGGCUUGUGAGACCCCAGACAAGGUGAGAAAGUAUAAGAGAAUUGUCCUCGACCUGCUGGUGCAUGGAUUGUAUGACCCCAUGAGUUCUGAAGUCAUCCACGAGAGUGUGAAGACUCUGACCAUCAUCCUGGGCAAGACCCAGGCGAAAGGUCUGGGCUCCUUCUUCAUAGACAUCACUCUUCAGACCAGGACCCUAUUAGAUGACGAGAAUGACAGCCUGAGAUACUCAGCCUUUGUCUUGUUUGGGCAAUUGGCUGCCUUUGCUGGGCGGAAAUGGAAGAAGUUUUUCACCAGUCAGGUUAAGCAGACUCAAGAUUCCUUCCUGAUCCAUUUACAGGAUAGAAACCCCCAGGUUGCCAAGGCUUGCAAAACAACAUUUCGAGCCUGUUCCCCAUAUCUGAGACAAAGGAAGGAGUACAGCUUCCAGAGUGAAGAAGAUCAAAGGAACCCCAAACUCUGCCGGCAGCUGAGCCACUAUCAUCCAGAGCUCCUGCAGUACCUCUACGCAAAUAAAAUUCUGUAAACAACAGAGACACAGAAAAAUGGUUCCACGGGAGCAUUUUGCAGGAGGGCUGAUAACACCCUCUUUUAACUCUUCACAUGCUUCUGCUCACCUCUUGUGAUUGUAAUAGAAAAGAGCAAUUGAUGGCAAAACUAAUACUGUGGAGUUGUAUAAUCAUGUCCAAAGUAAAUUUAAAUUGCUUUCACAUAUGUCAUUCUCUCCUUAUACAAAGUGGAUGAGAAGGCACACACUUUCUUUAAAACAUUUAAAGUACAUGUAGAUUCAGUGCUUAUUUCUCAGCCUUUUCCUUCUUAAGUUCAGUGCUGUCAUCUAUCUUUUAAUUUCUGAGGCUUAGGAGAAUAGCUACUACCUUAAGUAUUUUAUUUUUUAAUCUGCUUUUGAUGCUUUGCUAUUUGCUAUUGAUACCUUUUCUCAGCAAGACUAUUUAAAGUUGGUCAGGUACCAAAAUGGUGGCUUGGAGGGGUAUGUUUAGCUUCUCAUAAUCUCCAAUAGUCAUUGCAUCCAAGAUCAUUCCAAACAAGAAUUAAUAAAGGAAAAAAAUCUGUAAAGCAUGUGUUGAAAACCCUCAGUCUGGUGAUAACAUAUGGGAUAAUAAUAAGUAACAUUUACUGAAAAUAUUUAUAAUUUAUUGGGCACUGAGAGCUGUGCAAGUUAUUUAAUAUUCACAAGAACUCUAGGAGAAAAGUACCAUUAUCACCCUCAUUUUAUAGAUGAGAAAAUGAAGACACAGGGAAAUUAAGUAACUUGCUCAAGAUGACCCAGUAAAUGAUGGAGCCAGAAUUCAAACCCAUAUGGUCUGACUUCUGGAGCCUACAUUCAACCACUGUAUAGUACUGCCUUGUCAUGGAAUGAU